ACGCGCGGCUGUCCGAUCGAUCUCUUUCUCUCUCUCUCCCUCUCUCUCUCUCUCUCUCUCUCUCUCCUUCUUUCCGUCUCGUCUCGCACAACGACGAGACCGAGGCGCGGCCGAGUCGAGUCGAGCCGGGAGCCAGGAGUCACGGCGGGACCGAGACGCGUGUUGUGCCAUCGAUACGCUCGGCGGAGGACGAGAGCGGCACAGGAGCGAGCGAGCGAGAAAGCCACAGGACUCCGCGCGGAAGGAGCGGGAGCGAGAGCGCAACGCGAGAACGAGGACGAGCGAGGAAGAGCGAGAAAGACGUGUUGAGAAGACGUCCAGCUACGGCAGUACGAUGCAGAGCAACGGUUCGGAGAAUGUAGGAUCCGAGAACGGAGUCGAUAAAUCCGGAUGGACGGUGGGUUUGAUCAACGGGAAGUUUAAGUACCUAACGGCGGAGACGUUCGGCUUUAAAAUCAACGCUAACGGAUCGAGCCUGAAGAAGAAGCAACUGUGGACUCUGGAGGGCAGCGAGCAUCAGGUUUUCCUACGCUCGCACUUGGAUCGAUACUUAGCAGUCGACCAGUUUGGUAAUGUGACGUGCGAGAGCGAGGACUCGUCGGAUCCGGGAUGCGCUUUCCAAAUACAACUCGCUUCCGACGGCAGCGGGCGAUGGGCGCUGAAGAACCUCCAGAGAGGCUACUUCUUAGGCUCGAGCCAAGAUGAAUUGAAGUGUACCGCUAAGGCCCCAGGCGAGGCGGAAUAUUGGCUCGUACACCUCGCCGCCAGACCGCAGGUGAACCUUCGUUCGGCCGGAAGAAAACGUUUCGCACAUCUGAGCGCCACUCAGGAUGAAAUUCACGUGGAUGCGCCGGUGCCCUGGGGUGAGGAUACUCUAUUUACCUUGGAAUUCCGCCCGGCGACCAUGGGCGACGACGACAGCCACGGGAAUCAUUCCAAGUCCGAGGGCGGUCAUUAUGCGCUGCAUACUUGCAAUAAUAAAUAUCUCGCACGUGACGGCAAACUUCUGGACGCCUGCACGCGAGACUGCUUGUACGCCGCGGAAUUCCACGCUGGUCUUCUCGCUCUUCGGGAUAUACACGGCGCGUAUUUGGCACCGAUCGGAAGUAAGGCUGUUCUGAAGUCGAGAUCAACGACUGUUACGCGCGAUGAGCUCUUCUCCUUGGAGGAAUCUUUGCCGCAGGCGUCUUUCGUCGCGGCGUUGAACCAACGAUAUGUUUCCGUGAAGCAAGGUGUUGACGUGACGGCCAAUCAAGAUGAGAUCUCCGGCCACGAGACAUUCCAGUUAGAAUUCGAUCGAGUGACGAAACGAUGGUACGUGCGAACGAUGCAGGACCGUUACUGGAGCCUGGAGGCUGGCGGCGGUAUACAGGCAUCCGAUCAUAAACGUUCGUCGAACGCGCUCUUCGACCUGGCGUGGCAAUCGGACGACGGCACGGUCGCAUUGCGCGCGAACAAUGGCAAGUUCCUGGCCACCAAGCGAUCCGGCCAUCUCUACGCAAACGCUGACUCGUUGAACAGCAACGAUUCCGACGCCGCCAAAUAUUACUUCUACUUGAUGAAUCGACCUGUGCUGGUGCUACGAUGCGAGCAGGGCUUCGUCGGGCCCAAAAGCGCGGCCAGUCCCAAGCUCGAAUGCAACAAGGCCGUCUACGAGACGAUACGCGUCGAGCGAUGUGAACGUGGCGUAGUCAGGUUCAAAGGACAAAACGGGAAAUACUGGCACGCGGACAGCGAGGGAGUAACUGUCGAUUCGGAUAUGCCGUCCGAUGGCUUUUAUCUGGAACUGCGCGAACCAUCACGGAUCUGCAUCAAGUGCGUGGACGGCCGGUAUCUUACCGCAGGCAAGAACGGCGCGCUGCGCCUGGGCGAAUCGGACUACGAAUCUGCCACGAAGUGGGAGUUCUAAUGCGGAGGAUGAAAGAAAGAAAACGUAAAUGCAACGAGCAAGAUGUGUAUUCCACUGCCUCCUCAGCUUUGGUCGUAACUCGCAGUACCAUAUCCCCGGAAUAAACAGGAUCAUUGGCGGUUCACGCUGGUUUCCUGCCUGCGUACUUAAUCGAGCAUACCGCGUCGUGCCGGCGUCGAAGCGACAGUCUAUUCGACGUUCGAUCGCGAUACGUACACUUUCUUUUCUUUUUCUGGUAAAGCUUCACGGAUUCGCAAUAUAUUCAAGACUGACAAUUUAUUCAGAUAACGCAAAAAAAGUCCGAGAGAGACGUCCAAAGGACCGGAUAUCAUAAUUGUCUACGGUCUAUUUUAUACGUAACACACACGUACACUUUUAUAUAUCUUUAUAUAUUUAUAAGUACAUAUAGCUUACCACGCUGCGAGCUCAUUAUAUAUUAUAUAUCUACAUAUACAUACAUAUAUAUAUAUAUAUAUAUAUCUCUUUCGUAUGCAUUAUUUUAACUGAUCGCAGAAUUGGUGUAACAAUCGUUAUAUUAUAUGUAUAUGUUUAUUAUUUUAAUUUAUGCUAAUUUAUUUCGAGACAAAAAGAAUUUAUAUGAUAAUGUGGGCAUGCAUUCAGGGAGAAACAGUAUUUUUUUUUAUUCUGCUCGUGGUGUGGUAACGAGUUUUUGCUAUCGUUAUGAAUACAACUUUUAUAUAUUAGGCAGAUUAUUUAAAAGGAUAUAUAGAAGUAACAGCUAAGAAGGCACAAUUGAAAGAAAGGUAAGAAAGAAAGGUUCAAUUCGAUCAACACCUGGUCGCUGUUCCCGGUUAAGAAAAUCAGCAAUCAACUUCUAGAUUUCAUUACUGAGAUACAUCCCUUACGAUAAGUUAGGAGAAGCGCAUUUAACGAGAUGCACGCGCAAUUUCGCUGUACUACCCUCGCAUGCUUCACACAUACUAGCCUACCGCGUAUGUUAAGUAAUGAAAUGAAAUAUGCCGAAUUAAGGCUUGGUGAUGGAAAGAUUCGUAGCACACACGAUCGCUUUUUUUUUUCUUCCUUUUUCUUUAUGUUCAUUAAGGAUAAUGUGGCGGAUGUUACACGUUUUUUAGCAGUAAAACAGAUUUUAUUUCAGUCUCUUUUGCCGACGACGAUCGACAAAUUAUUUUAUAAUUUAAGAAUUUUUUGGUAUAUGAAAUAAAAAAUGCGAGGUACAAAAAUCGAUUUUUCAGCUAGAUUAUUUCAAGAAAAAGAGAGAGAGAAAGACAGGAGGAGACAUUAAGGUUUGUCAGUCUCGUGUAAAUAUAUGUUUGCCUCUUGAAUAUCAUUACACUAAUUAUACUAAUUGUAGCGUGAUACUGCGUACGCUUCGCGCCACUUAAUUUUAGAGCGUAAAGCACGUAUCUAUGAUGCGAAGCGUGCGAAAACUAUUCGUUGAAUAUUUUCCUUCUUUGGUCAGGACAUUGCUCAGAUGUAUGUCUCCACUGACGACGAUACACACAUUACUCUCUUAAAUAUACUUAUGUAUAAGCGGCAA
Pogonomyrmex barbatus (red harvester ant) is the source of this 3428-nucleotide messenger RNA. It is a transcript of the gene singed, whose product is annotated as fascin domain-containing protein singed. Gene Ontology annotation, biological process: establishment or maintenance of cell polarity; cell migration; actin filament bundle assembly. Gene Ontology annotation, cellular component: cytoplasm; actin cytoskeleton. The record is from RefSeq and is a predicted model, not a curated record. NCBI's taxonomy places the organism in Eukaryota, Metazoa, Arthropoda, Insecta, Hymenoptera, Formicidae. Gene Ontology annotation, molecular function: actin filament binding; protein-macromolecule adaptor activity.